UCGCAAGUACAUCAAAUCGACGGACGAUUUGGGCGAUGUUUCGAUAUUUCCCUCGAUGAAGGAAAACGUUGAAGCAAGGUGAAUGCAACCUAGUAAAGGAAAAGAGGCAGUGAAGAGCCAGAGUGUCAGGAUGACGUUAUCUUUUGAAGACGAGUCGCCCACCACGUCUAUACGAGUUGCGGUGACGAAGUCUGCUAGGGGCUCUUCGUCGAAAAAUACUGAUACAGAUUAUGUGAUGGCAGAAAAGGAUGGACAAAGGAUUGAAGGAGAGGAGGUCAUACUUUCGACGCAGAAGCGCGGAGCAAGGAAGUUUGCGAUGAAGAGCUCUUUAGACGAUAUCGAUACGAUGGAGUCUCUUAGACGCGCGCUUAGGAAACCUAUACAGUGCUCGAUACUCGAGUACCUGACCGCUUCUAGGCCGGCACGGAACGAACUCCAGAUGAUCACGCAAAAGACCCGCAUUCCUCUGGGAGAUGAAGUCCAGACGGCUUCUAAGCCAGAGGUGACUACUGUGGCGGUAUCGGGAGUGAGCGUGAAAGCUGAGCGCGCGGCAACAGUAUACCUUGAUGGUAUAGAGGAGUUACCUCCUGACAAGUUUUACAUCUUUGGAAACGGGAUAGUUGAAACUAUUCUCAACGACGAGAUAGUUCUGCAAGGAGUUAGCAAUAAUGCCAGUGAAGCCAUCAUUAUAGAUGAGGAGCUCGUCGUGCCGUUAGGGUUGGAUCUAGAUAGGUCCUUCCUAUUUGAGACAGAGACAUCCGACGGGAGGAAACAGAAGAUUUUCGGAGUCUGUCACAAGGCAGCCAUCGAGGUCGAAGGGUUGAGCACACUGAUGCCUAUCUUCGCAGUUAAGGAUUGUAGCUCGGAGGUACUCCCAUGGCGGACAUGGUUGAGCCAUGUUCAUGUCGUCACGAUAGAACGAUCGGACGGGAGCCAGAUGUCGUUCAUUAAGUGUCCUGAUGGGGGCUAGAUUAUGAUAGAGAUUGUAGAGCCUCGUGAUCCGAGGAACAGGGCGGCCCUAGCGGUUACUGGUGUACCUGGAGCACGCAAGCCGU
Chara braunii is the source of this 1055-nucleotide messenger RNA. The record is from the annotation of a GenBank genome assembly. NCBI's taxonomy places the organism in Eukaryota, Viridiplantae, Streptophyta, Charophyceae, Charales, Characeae.